AUGGGGAUAUUCGAACCAUUUCGAGCGAUUGGGUAUAUAACAUCUCAUGUGCCCUUCUCAAUACAGCGGCUCGGUACGGAAACAUUUGUCACCGUCAGCGUCGGCAAGGCCUUCCAAGUCUACAAUUGCGGGAAGCUCAAUUUAGUACUCGUCGGGCCUCAACUGCCAAAGAAAAUAAGAGCUUUAGCCUCAUAUCGAGACUAUACGUUUGCCGCAUAUGGACAUAAUGUUGCUGUUUUUAAACGUGCUCAUCAGGUGGCGACCUGGGAAAGCCAUGAAGCUAAGGUCAAUCACUUGCUACUUUUUGGUGAUUACAUUUUAAGCGUAGAUGUCAUGGGCAACAUUUUCAUCUGGGCAUAUAAAGGAAUAACCGAGAAUACAUCUCCUGUUGGUCGUAUUUCACUAGGAACUAAAUUUACGCCAACCUGCAUAAUGCAUCCAGAUACUUAUCUAAACAAGAUACUCGUCGGAAGUCAAGAAGGUUCUUUGCAGCUGUGGAACAUCAGCACCAAGAAAAUGCUCUACGAGUUCAAAGGCUGGAACUCUGCCAUAACCUGCUGUGUCUCAUCCCCAGCCCUAGAUGUAGUUGCCGUCGGGUGCUCGGACGGCAAAAUCCACGUACACAACAUCCAAUAUGACGAGGAGGUCGUUACUUUUGCCCAUUCCACCCGAGGCUCGGUGACUGCCCUAUCCUUCUGCACUGACGGGCGGCCCCUCCUGGCCUCCGGUGGCUCGUCCGGUGUCAUAACAAUCUGGAAUCUAGAAAAGAGGAGGCUCCAGUCUGUGAUCGGUGAGGCCCACGAUCGCCCGGUUGUCUCCCUACACUUCCUCCCGAACGAGCCUGUGCUCGUGAGCUCGUCGGCCGACAACUCCAUCAAGAUUUGGAUCUUCGACACCACAGAUGGGGACCCACGCCUCCUCCGUUUUAGGAGCGGCCACAGUGCCCCUCCCCUCUGCAUUCGGUUCUAUGCCAACGGGAGGCACGUGCUCUCUGCUGGCCAGGACAGGGCCUUCCGCCUCUUCUCGGUCGUGCAGGACCAGCAGAGCAGGGAGCUCUCCCAGCGCCACGUGUCCAAGCGGGCACGGAAGCUCAAGCGGAGGGAGGCCGAGGUGAAGCUCCCACCGGUCAUCGCCUUCGAUGUGGCCGAGAUCAGAGAGCGUGACUGGUGCAACGUGGUCACAUGCCACGCGGACUCCUCCCGAGCCUACGUGUGGAGGCUCCAGAACUUUGUGAUUGGGGAGCACAUUCUGGUCCCGAGCCCUAAGGCCCGAAGGCCUGUACGGGCCUGCGCCAUUAGUGCCUGUGGGAAUUUUGCUGUGUUGGGGACUGCCGGCGGGUGGAUUGAAAGAUUUAACCUGCAGUCGGGGAUCAGCCGAGGAAGUUAUGUCGAUAAAUCAGAAAAAGUGCAUGGGGCCCACGGCGGGGAGGUGAUCGGGGUCGCUUGUGACUCGACCAACACUGUCUUGAUUAGUGGCGGUAUUAAUGGUGAUAUUAAGGUUUGGGAUUUCAAGGGGCGGGGAUUUAGAUCGAGAUGGGAGAUUGGUUGUUCGCUUGUUAGGAUCGUUUACCACCGUCAGAAUGGACUUGUGGCCGCUGUUGCGGACGAUUUUGUCAUUCGGUUGUUUGACGUUGUUGCCGGGAGGAUGGUGCGGAAGUUUGAGGGCCACACGGACCGCGUGACAGACGCAUGCUUCAGCGAGGAUGGGAAGUGGCUCCUGACAUCUAGCAUGGACGGGACUAUAAAAGUUUGGGACGUGAUUCUCGCGAAACAGAUUGACGCGUUACAUGUAGACGUGUGUGUGACGGCUCUCUCCCUUUCGCCGAACAUGGAUGUUUUGGCAACGGCCCACGUGGACCAGAAUGGGGUUUACCUGUGGGUUAAUCGGGCUAUGUUUUCUGCUCCUGGCAGAGGGGAUUCAUAUGGGAGUGGGAAGGAGGUUGUGAGCAUUAAUUUGCCGUCCCUGUCUUCAGUUGGGGAUUCUGUGGGCGAGGAUGGUGACGAGGAUGAAGAUAAUUCUAGGGAAAAGGGAGAUGGUUUGGGUUUGCCUGUUUUGGAUAGGCAGAUACCAGAUCUUGUCACGCUUUCAUUGUUGCCCAAGAGCCAGUGGCAGAGCCUCAUCAACUUGGAUAUUAUAAAAGCUAGGAAUAAACCGGUUGAGCCGCCGAAAAAGCCCGAGAAGGCUCCUUUCUUUUUACCUUCAUUACCUUCUCUGUCUGGGGAGAUUCUAUUUAAACCGAAGGAACCUGCCGGAGAGGUUAAGGAUUUGGAAGCUGGUGAAAUGGAGAAGACGAUGAAAAAAGCUGAUUUUCCCACAUCACAGUUUUUGCAGUAUCUUCAGUCCUCGGCAGAUGAAAAAAAUUUUGCAGCUUUUACGGAUUAUAUCAAAGGCUUAUCUGCCUCGACUCUGGAUAUGGAACUUAGGAUGCUUCAGAUUAUAGACGAUGAGGACGAACUGGAGGCUAGCUCUAGGCCAGAACUGCAUUUUAUUGAGAUUCUGCUGGAUUAUUUCAUACAAGAGGUUUCGUGCAGAAACAAUUUUGAGUUCGUUCAGGCUAUGAUCCGGCUAUUCUUAACGAUUCACGGUGAAAGUGUUCGUCGCCAGCCCGCGUUACAGGAAAAGGCCCAGAAGCUUCUGGAAGUAGAGUCUUCAGUAUGGCAGAAAAUGGACAAGUUGUUUCAGAGUACCAGAUGCAUGGUUGCAUUUCUCAGCAACACACAUUUUUGA
Molecule: messenger RNA, 2727 nt
Organism: Striga hermonthica
Lineage: Eukaryota; Viridiplantae; Streptophyta; Magnoliopsida; Lamiales; Orobanchaceae
Source: the annotation of a GenBank genome assembly